Brenthis ino (lesser marbled fritillary) is the source of this 924-nucleotide messenger RNA. The record is from the annotation of a GenBank genome assembly. NCBI's taxonomy places the organism in Eukaryota, Metazoa, Arthropoda, Insecta, Lepidoptera, Nymphalidae.
AUGCAUAAUUACUCUGGCCCAUCACCUGGGCCAAUGCUACCUCCGGGAGCUCAGCCACUACCCGGAAUGCAAACAGGAUAUCAACCUGGUUUUCAACCAGGAUUUCAGCCUGGAUUUCAACCAGGCUAUCAACCAGGAUAUGCUACUGGAUACCCUCAUCCUCAGCCUGGAUAUCCACCACCAGUGGUACAACAACCUGCGCCACAAGCACCAGGUGGCUGGAUGACUAUUCCGCAAGGGCCUGCAAACUGCCCUCCUGGCUUGGAAUACCUAUCCAUGAUUGAUCAACUCUUGGUCCACCAGAAAGUUGAGUUAUUGGAAGCCUUCGUUGGAUUCGAAACCAACAAUAAAUACACAGUAAAAAAUUCAAUUGGUCAAAAAGUAUACUGUGCUAUUGAAGACAACGACUGCUGCACGCGCAACUGCUGUGGUCCUAUGCGUCCGUUCGACAUGAAGAUCAUGGACAACUUUAGAAAUGAGGUGAUCCACUUGCAUCGACCGCUAGCGUGCGACUCGUGCUGGUGCCCUUGCUGGCUGCAGAGCAUGGAGGUGUCGUCUCCCCCCGGCACCGUGAUCGGCUCCAUCGAGCAGGAGUGGUCCAUAUGCAAGCCCUCGUACGUCAUCAAGAACGCAGCCGGCGACGUCGUGCUGAGGAUCAAAGGCCCUUUGUGCACCUUCUCCAUCUGCGGUGAUGUGGAGUUUCAUGUAUACUCUAAAGAUGGUGAGACGAAAGUGGGCAAAAUAACGAAACAAUGGUCUGGACUAGCGCGCGAGGCUUUCACCGACUCGGACUACUUCGGGAUCACGUUCCCGAUGGACUUGGAUGUGAGGAUCAAGGCAGUCCUGCUUGGUGCAUGUUUCCUUAUUGACUUCAUGUUUUUCGAAAAAUCUGGAAACCAAGAAUCGGAUAGACCUGGAAUGCUA